AUGAGUUGGUCCUCACACCCCCGGAGUUUAAUCCUCUGCUUCUACACUCUUUAAUUGCUCUCUUCAACAUGCCUGGCAUAUAUUGCUACCCGAGACAACUGCUGCAUCUUAGAUGAAAGAUUUGGUAGUUAUUGCCCAACUACCUGUGGAAUUGCAGAUUUCCUGUCUACUUACCAAACCAGUGUAGACAAGGAUCUACAGAAUUUGGAAGGCAUCUUACGUCAGGUUGAGAACAAGACAUCAGAAGCCAGAGAGUUGGUCAAAGCAAUCCAGAUCAGCUACCGCUCUGAUGGACCAGCAAAGCCAAAUGGGAUAGAGAGUGCUACCAAAAUUUCCAAGAAAAUGUUGGAAGAAAUUAUGAAAUAUGAAACAUUGAUUUCAACACAUGAAUCAACAGUUCGAUUUUUGCAGGAAAUAUAUAAUUCAAAUAAUCAAAAAAUCAUCAACCUGAAACAGAAAGUGGUCCAACUGGAAGCAAAGUGUCAGGAACCUUGUCAAGAUACAGUGAAAAUACAUGAUACAACUGGGAAAGAUUGUCAAGACAUUGCCAAUAAGGGGGCCAGAGAUAGUGGGCUUUACUUUAUCAAACCUCUGAAAGCUAAGCAGCAGUUCUUAGUCUACUGUGAAAUUGAUGGGUCUGGAAAUGGAUGGACUGUGUUUCAGAAGAGGCUUGAUGGCAGUGUGAAUUUCAAGAAAAACUGGAUUCAAUAUAAAGAAGGGUUUGGACAUCUGUCUCCUACCGGAAACACAGAAUUUUGGCUGGGAAAUGAGAAGAUUCAUUUGAUAAGCACACAGUCUACCAUCCCAUAUGUAUUAAGAGUGCAGUUGGAGGAUUGGAAUGGCAGAACCAGUACUGCAGACUAUGCUACGUUCAGGGUGACAGGUGAAAACGACAAAUACCGCAUGACAUAUGCCUACUUCAUUGGUGGAGAUGCUGGAGAUGCGUUUGAUGGCUACGAUUUUGGCGAGGAUACUAGUGACAAGUUUUUCACAUCCCACAAUGGCAUGCAGUUCAGUACCUGGGACAAUGACAAUGAUAAGUUUGAAGGCAACUGUGCUGAACAGGAUGGAUCUGGUUGGUGGAUGAAUAAAUGUCAUGCUGGCCACCUCAAUGGAAUUUAUUACCAAGGCGGCACUUACUCAAAGACAUCUACUCCUAAUGGUUAUGAUAAUGGCAUUAUUUGGGCCACUUGGAAAUCCCGGUGGUAUUCAAUGAAGAAAACCACCAUGAAAUUAAUCCCAUAUAACAGAAUCGCCAUUGGAGAAGGACAGCAACACCACCUUGGGGGAGCCAAACAGGUCAGACCAGAACACCAUGUUGAAAUAGAAUAUGACUAA
Lipotes vexillifer (Yangtze River dolphin) is the source of this 1338-nucleotide messenger RNA. It is a transcript of the gene FGG, whose product is annotated as fibrinogen gamma chain. Lineage: Eukaryota; Metazoa; Chordata; Mammalia; Artiodactyla; Lipotidae. The record is from RefSeq and is a predicted model, not a curated record. Gene Ontology annotation, biological process: positive regulation of heterotypic cell-cell adhesion; protein polymerization; fibrinolysis. Gene Ontology annotation, cellular component: fibrinogen complex. The transcript has 9 exons. Gene Ontology annotation, molecular function: extracellular matrix structural constituent; protein-macromolecule adaptor activity; signaling receptor binding.